GGCGAGAAUAAUGUCGCCUCUGCGCUACAGCUCCGAGAAGAUUCCGAAGCUGAAUUGAUUCAGCUACGCAUCAAGCAUCGAGAGCUGGAAGUAUUGACGAGUAAACAGAAAUCAGAACUUCAUGCCCAACUGCAAGCCAGUGAAUCCGAGUUGAAUCGGCUGCGACAUUUGCUCUCGCGAAGGCAAACCCCUUCACUCUCAGAUAGCCCCGCGGAGAAUCAACGUGGUUCCCAUGAGGGAGCUGCACUGACACGAACUGAUCCGGAGCACGUGCUUACACUAGAGUCUCGGCUGCGGCAGUUGACAGAUUCACUUAUGUCAAGGCAGGACGCUUUGGAUUCGGUGUUGGCCCAGAAUCAUGCGCUUAAGAUUCGGCUGGAGCGUGCUCAGUCGGACAACGAGUCUCUCGCAUCGACUUUGGCCACCGAAGGCUACCCGUUAGCGACCGAACCACCAGUUCGGCUUCCCUACCAUAGCGCCAAUGGAUACGGUUGCGCUCGGAUUCUCCUUCGAAACUCUGUGAUCCCUCGGCCUUUCCAUCCAUUUGUCUCCUCCCUGGAUGAGAUUGCGAUGCGACUCACUAACCUUUGUCGAAGAUGGCCUCUGACUCGACUACUCUUCUUCCUUUAUCUGGCAAUACUUCAUUUAUGGCUUCUAUUUGCCUCUUUCCUGUUCCUUCCAACACCCGUCCCUCGCGUGUAA
Dicrocoelium dendriticum is the source of this 702-nucleotide messenger RNA. NCBI's taxonomy places the organism in Eukaryota, Metazoa, Platyhelminthes, Trematoda, Plagiorchiida, Dicrocoeliidae. The record is from the annotation of a GenBank genome assembly.